Molecule: messenger RNA, 1313 nt
Organism: Drosophila willistoni
Lineage: Eukaryota; Metazoa; Arthropoda; Insecta; Diptera; Drosophilidae
Exons: 2
Coding region: 2-1219 (405 amino acids)
Source: RefSeq, a predicted model, not a curated record
AAUGACAGCUGCUUGGCUAAAUAAUAGCUAUCUUCAGCAAGUACUUCGUGUCCAUUAUCAAAGCGAUGAAGUUCAAGUGAAGUCGGUGAAUCUUGAAACAGCAUUAGGGCGAGGGGAGAACUAUGGAGCCAUAUUGACACGCAUACGAGUUGUAUACAAAUGGGGGGAUAGCCAGGUGGAUUAUGUUGAUUUUAUAAUGGCAAAAACUGAGCUGGAAAAUGAAGAUUUCGAUACACGUGAAAGGAAAGCUCCCUACGACAUUUUCAAUCGAGAACUGGAUAUAUAUGAGAAUGUUAUGCCCAGGCUGCAAGAGUUGGCCAAUGAACAAAUCUGUCCAAAAAUCUACCAUAUAGAUCGACAACAUAGAGCCCUGCUAAUGGAGGAUUUGAGUAUGCAAGGUUACAAGAUGGCAUCGAGAUUAAAUCGGUUGGAUGAGCAACAUGUGCGAAUAGUACUAAACAAGUUGGCCAAAAUGCAGGCAGCAUCGGUGAUUAUGCAGGCGGAGACACAAUCAUUGAAUCGAUUUGAUCGCGGCUUUUUUAAUCAAUAUACAGAAAGUUUUCAGACCUAUUUUGUGGGAUGUCUAAGGGCCUGUGCUGAAUAUCUGCAAAGUCAACCGGGCUAUAAGGAGAGUGCAGUUCUAUUGGAGCAACUUGCACCACAUUAUAUGUCUUUGGGAUUGCGUUGCUUUCGGCCAGAAGAAGAUCAAAUUAAUGUAUUGACGCACGGUGAUCUUUGGACCAAUAAUAUGAUGUUUAAAUAUGAAAACAAUGUGCCAAUUGAUGUCCUUUUGAUUGACUUUCAAUAUGCCUUUUGGGGUUCACCAACAUUGGACAUACAUCAUUUGAUCAAUACAUCGGCCAUUGAAUGCGUAAGAAGUGGCAAACAAAUGGAAAUGAGAUGUGUUUAUUAUAAAACAUUUCGAGAGCAAAUUAAGAGACUUCAGUUCAAAGGAAAAUGGUCAUCUAGCCUGAAAAAGUUCCAUUUAGCUUCAGAGCAAAAGAGAUUCUAUGCUGUUCAUUGUGGUCUAAUUCUGCAACCAGUUUUACUGAAUACAGAUGAGACGGAUGCGGAUUUUGCAGCUUUGCUUUCAGAUAAACCGCGUGGCAUUAAUAUGAAACGACGCCUUUACCUCAAUGAGGCCAUACAGGACUCUGUGAAAACGUUGGUUAAACAAUUUGAAUUAGAAGGUCUCUUGGAGCCGGAGCAAUAUGUUUAAUGAAGAGCAUUUUUGGUUUCCUCAGCUAAUAAACAUACAGAAAAUUUUGGCCAGAAAGUGGAAAAAAGUUUCCACACAAUAGGGCAACAUCAAA